Messenger RNA from Dermacentor albipictus, 4713 nucleotides. RefSeq names its product gastrula zinc finger protein XlCGF57.1-like. Lineage: Eukaryota; Metazoa; Arthropoda; Arachnida; Ixodida; Ixodidae. Gene Ontology annotation, molecular function: RNA polymerase II cis-regulatory region sequence-specific DNA binding; DNA-binding transcription factor activity, RNA polymerase II-specific. The record is from RefSeq and is a predicted model, not a curated record. Gene Ontology annotation, biological process: regulation of transcription by RNA polymerase II.
AUUGUAGCCAAUAAUAGCCGGUCCGCAGCCAUAACUCCUCCGUUUCUGUAGUUUCUGUAGCUCAUACUUGGCUCAUGCUCUAGCAACUAGAAUAUACUCUAUCAUGUACUUUAGUAUUUUCUAGUUCACUAACAAUGUUUGAGCUUUACCGCUGCAGGCGCAUGCUUCUUCGUUGUUGUUGUACUUCAAGUUCUAAGGCAUCCUGCACUCCUAUCUUUCUCUAUGGUCGUACUACCAUCACCACCGUGGAAGUAGAGUGUACUAGAACAUGCAAUUCUAGGUCACUCUAGUGGAAGGUACAGUUUCCCUUCUCUAAUGUGCUGCCGCAACUCAUCUGGAAAGAAAGGCCUCACAAAUGCAAUGAGCCUAGCUGAACGUAUCGCUGCCGAAACGGCACGCCACACCCCUUCCAAGGCCAUCUGUCAGGUCGAGGUCGGCACACAGUGCAGCUUGCCUCUGGCUGACAAGUCUGUUGGGUGCUCCUUCAAAGCAGGCAGCGAGUCGAGGAGCGUGCAGACCACAGAGACUGUGGAUCAGUCAAGCUACGCCUCAGCAUCAAGGCCUUCUGUUUCUCCAUCAACAGCCAAUGGUGACAAUUCACAGCAGGGACGCCUCUCUGAAGAUCGUCUCUGUGACUAUGAGGCUGGUAAACUGUUACGUCUGGAACCUCGGGCCAGGGUCCAUACUGGCGAGCGUUUGUUUAAGUGUUCUUUGUGCCCUAAGAGCUUCUUUAAAAAAGACCACCUCAAGAGGCACUUGUGCGUUCACACGGGUGAGCGACCAUUUCAGUGUCCUUUAUGCCUUCAGAACUUCACACGAAAGGCCAACCUGGAAACCCAUCUGCGCACCCACACAGGUGAGAAGCCAUGGCAGUGCCCUACAUGCCCUCAAAGGUUCUCACAUAAGUCCAGCAUGAAAGACCACCUACGCACCCACACAGGUGAGAAGCCAUUUCAAUGCCCUUCGUGCCCUCAAAGCUUCUCGCAUAAGUCUAGCAUGAAAAACCACUUGCGCACCCACACAGGUGAGAAGCCAUGGCAGUGUCCUUCAUGCCUUCAGAGCUUCUCACAUAAGUCCAGCAUGAAAGACCACAUGCGAAACCACACAAACGAGAAGCCAUUUCAAUGCCCUUCAUGCCCGCAGAGCUUCUCGCGCAAGUACGUCCUGCGGGAACACCUGCGCACCCACACAGGCGAGAAACCAUUUCAAUGCCCUUCAUGCGUUCAGAGCUUCUCACGAAAGACCCACCUGAAAACCCACCUGCGCACUCACACAGGUGAGAAGCCAUUACAGUGCCCUUCAUGCCCUCGAAGCUUCUCACAGACGACCCACCUGAAAGACCAUCUGCGCACCCACACAGGCGAGAAGCCAUUUCAAUGCCCUUCAUGCCUUCAAAGCUUUGCUGUAAAAAGCCAUAUGAAAGUCCACUUGCGUACCCACACAGGUGAGAAGCCAUUUCAAUGUCCUUCAUGCGCUCAAAGCUUCUCGCAUAAGUCCAGCAUGAAGAAACACUUGCAAACCCAUACAGAUGAGAAGCCAUUUCAGUGCCCUUCAUGCCUUCAGAGCUUCUCACGAAAGAUCCACCUGAAAACCCACAUGCGCACCCACACAGGUGAGGAGCUGUGACAGUGCUCUUCAUGCCCUCAAAGCUCGUAUAAGUCGAGGAUGAAGGAACACUUGUGAAUGCUCACAGAUGAGGAGCCAUUUCAGUGCCUUUCAUGCCCUCGGGGCUUCUUGCACAACCAACAUGAAGGAACACCUGCACACGCACACAGGCGAGAAGCCAUUUCAUUGCCCUUCAUGAAUUUAGAAAUUCUCGCUGAAGAGUGCUAUGAAGACCUGAGCAUUCAUAAAGAUGACCGACCAUACUGUUGUGCCGUCUGCUCCAAGUCCUUUGCACUGGCUGAUUACUUGAGCAGACAUAAAAGAACACGGCACCAUGAUACUGUAGAGUAGGUCAACAACUAUGUUGAACUCGAGUUACGGUUAGAAAUGUAUAAAUAUGGAGAAUGCUGCAGCGUGUUCUGCAGCAUUGAGUAGCGUGUGUGUCUCAAUGUCUCCAAGUGUGAAGAGAGCAAGGGCACUUUUUGCGAGUUCUCAGACACACCAGCAGAGACGACUAUGACAGUGCACCUUGGUUCAGAGGCUGCGCCAGCUGCACGAAAAUAUCCCACACAUGAGCGACGACCACCAGAUUGCUACACAUCAUAGUUUUGUAUAAAGGUAGCACCCUACAAGUUAAGCGGGAGGAAAUGUCAUGUAUGUGAUAAUGCCACAUGCUGUCGAUAGCAUCUGCAAGUCAGUCUUCCAGGCAGUCACAUGACCGUCAGCAAUUGCUUAUAAGGCUGGCAUGUUUCUCUUCUGGCACUUGCACUUGUACUUUUGCUCUUGCUGCACCAUGUAGCAAUAAACUGUUUGCUACUGUUCUACGUUUGCCUUCGGAUUCCUACAACAUAACAGUGACGCCAUGGCCUUUCGGUACCAAAGUUCUUGGCAUGAGAUGUAUAAUUCUCAUGAUUGCAACACCUUGCCCAUGUCCGUACGUUACCUUAAAUGGUUGUAAAAUGUAAUGCCAUAGCUUUUAUUGUAGUACACCAAAGCAUUUGUGCCCUCAAAGAUUCUCAGAAGAGCCCCUGAAGAGGCACUUGUGUGUCCACACGUGUGAGUGGCCAUUUCAAUUUCCUUCAUGCCUUCAGAGAUUCUCACGAAGGACCAAGGUCAAAGAACACCUGCGCACCCACACAGGAGAGAAGCCAUGGCGGUGCUUUUCAUGCCUUCAGUGCUCUUCUCAUAAGACUUAUUUGAAGGAACGCCUGCAAACCCACACAAGACGAGAAGCCAUUUCAAUGCCCUUCAUGCCCUCAGAGCUUAUCGCGGAAGUCCAAUGUGAAGAGGCAGCUGCACAGCCACACUGGCGUGAAGUCAUUUCGGUGGCCUUCGUGCACUGCACUCGGAAAUUCUCGCUAAAGCGUCCCAGGAAACAGCACCUAUGCAUUCAUACAAGUGACCGACCAUACUGUUGGGCUGUCUGCUUUAAGUCCUUUGCGCAGGCUGGUUACUUGAGCAGGCAUAAGAAAACACAGCAUCGUGAUACUGUAGAAUAGGUAAACAGCCAUGUCGAACUACAGCUUCAAUUAGAAAUAUAGACAUGGAGCAUGCUGUGGGGUGUUCUGCUGCAUCAGGUAGGACAAGUGUGCCCAUAUGUUCUUGAAGGGGCCCUGGAAUGCUUCUUCUGGGUUACCAUACUUGCUCUAGAUCUAUUCUCAGUGUGUCAUAAAACAAAGAGCAAAAGAAAUAAUGAAAAUCGACCCACACAAACCCAUGUUAUCGCUCAUAAAAUAUUCAGUAGACAAGGAAAGCAAGAGUUCACCUCAACUUCUGGUGGAUUUUAGCUGCUCUAAGUUCCACAAUUCACUUUGUCAUGACUUCAUGUGCUGACAUCAACAAACAGUAGCAGGUCAUUAGCAAAAGUCGGUGCGCCACUGUUGCCAAGCCUGCUUAGCCUGUUCAUGAUGUACCAUUGGCCUCCAAGACCUGCUGACUGAGUGUAGAUGGCACACAUAUCAUCAUAGAAAGGACGGAUGCCUUUGCAGCAGCACCAGCACCAGAGAACGAGCAGCAACUUCAUUCUUUGCUUGGAGCUGUAAACUACUACAGUAAAUUCCUGCCUCGGCUGGCCAUGCUGGCUCAUCCCUUGUACAAGCUACUGCGUCAUGACCACACGUGUGCAUGGACAAGUGGUUGCCAAAAAACUUUUGACGACAUCCAAGCUGUAUUGGCGUCUACAGAGGUCUUAACCCACUAUGACCCACAAUGAACACUUCAAGCGACUUGCACUUCCAUUCUUGCUGCACCAUGCAGCAAUUAACUGUUUGCUACUGUUCAACGUUCAUCUGCAGAUCCCUACAAUGCAAUACCUACGACGCGGGUGGAAUGAUUUGGCCACAUGAAGCCUUUUGACUGCUCAUCAAGCAGUCAAAAGGCUCGCACUUGGAGCUGACGUCUCCAAAUCAGAAGAGAACAAGGACACUUCCUGGGAGUUGAUGUCUCCAAAUCAGAAGAGAACAAAGACACUUUCUGGGAGUUCUCGGACACAAAAUGGACCUGUUAUGCCGUCAUGGUGCACACACCACGGGGCUUCGUAGUGUGGCAUUGUUGCCAAGAUCAGUUUCUUCUCGGUGCAGCUGACGUCUCCAAGCGCGAAGAGAACAAGGACAGGUUCUGGAAGUUCUCAGACAAACCUGCAGAGACGACUAUGGCAGUGCACAUUGCUUCAGAGGCUGCGCCAUGUGUACAAAGAUAUCCUGUGCACAUUCUACAACCACCAGAUUGUUACACGUGAUCUUAGUUUUGUAUAAUGGUAGUUCCCCACAAAUUAAGUGGGAAGAUAUGUCAUGUACAUGAUAGUGCCACAUGCUGUCAAUAGCAUCAGCAAGUCAAGCCUCCAGGUAGUCACAUGACCUGACCGCAAUUUCAUGUAAGACUGGCAAGGGGGUGCGGGGGCAAACCUCAGCACUCAAAGACGCCUAGCACAUCAUUUGAGCAGUUGGAGGUACAGAUGGCCGGCGAUACCCUGGCAGGACAAGAAGCUCUCGUCCAGCAAGUACGUCGAGCAGCCAUGGCCAGUGGAGUCGUGGAAUGAGGACACCACCCACUCGACCUCAAGAGCAACGACCUCGAUGGCCCAAAUAAAUGUUUUCUCUCUCUCUGGCA